Dimorphilus gyrociliatus is the source of this 4779-nucleotide messenger RNA. The record is from the annotation of a GenBank genome assembly. NCBI's taxonomy places the organism in Eukaryota, Metazoa, Annelida, Polychaeta, Dinophilidae.
GUUUUGUUAAGCGCAUGCGCUAAGGAAUGUCUAACUUACAGCAAAAUCUUGUUCAAAAUCAUCUUAAUAUUGUAAGUGAGCAUUUGGUAGGCUAUUCGUUUUUCCAGAAAUUUUGUGAACUGGACAGUUUCUUUGAAAAAGCAAAACUUGUUAGAGAACUUGAGUAAGUAAUUUUAGUUUUAUUCCCAGUAAAGUUUUUGGUAUUGUAUUAUCGCUCAGGUAGACGAGCUAACCGGUAGAUAAUCUUGAAUGAUGUCUCAGUUUCCUCGAACAAAAAAACGUAAGAUUGAAAGUAUUCAGAGCCAAGCAUUAGCCAUAAUUACUGGUGAUUAUAUGGAAUGUAUGCAGCAUUCUUGGAAAAAUUCGCCUUCAAAGAACCAAGUGAAAAAGGAGCUCUUAGAGAUCAUAAAAGCAACAGAUCCAAAUGAUUAUCUCAUAUAUCCAGACAAAGUAAACUUAAAUGUCUCUUCUGCUUUCGAAUUUUAUUAUCAAGCGUUUAGUGCAAGAUUAAAGAAGAUACAAGUUCCAAAUGAAAGAUACUUCAAUGAUGUGCUCUUUGACUUUUUCCAGGAUUCUUUAACAACUGUAGAAGAAUUUAAUGACAAUAUUGUAAAAUUGGCUUAUUUAAUAUGCUCGAUUAAAUCAAUUGAGAAAGUUUUACAAGAACGGGGCAAAAAUCUUAGCCAAAGCUUCUUUGAUGAAGUAAUAGAACAUCAUAAUUCCUUAGAAGUCCUCUUAGCCAUCACCAUGUCUCGCAACUAUGUUGAAUAUGUUGUAAAACACUAUAAUAACAUUUUACUGAAGGAGAUUAUACUAAAAUGUAAAACUGGAGAAGAAAAUUCGCAAUUAAUUAAUAAAACUGUAAGGGAACUGCUAAAAUCAGAAAGUAAUUCUGUCAAAGAUUUUCUUAAUGUGUUCAUUAAGUCUUAUGUAGAAAAUUUGGACGAUAUCCAAAUAAGGGCUGAUAAGUUUUUUGAAAAUGUUGAUGCAAAAGAUAUGAGAACAUUGAUGAAAGGCUUUGUAACUAAUUCUUUUACUUUUGGGGAGACCGUACAUAUAAAUGAAGCUAUUAGGCGUCAAAGUUCGUGGACAAGCGAUACUUUAACAGGACAAAGGCCCUUAUGGACAAGUGUUUGUAAAUUUCUUAAUUUUGAACAUAUUUUAAGUUGUAUAGAAAAUGCUGCGAAAUGUUCAUCGGAUUUGAAUUGGAGACGAAUAUUAUACUUCUUUGAACUCGACAAUUUUGUUCAUGAAUAUGAUGUUGAAAGUAUUACUAAGAGAUUUUAUAGAUUUAUCGACAAUCUCAUUAUUAAUUCGUUUAAAGACAAAGAUGUCAUGAGAAAAAAUCAAAAUAUAGGAUUAAAAAUAGCUCUUUUCCUUGUUCGCCACGUUUCCUGUUUAGAAUUGGAUGGUAUACAUUUAUAUAGUUCCUGGUUUGAAAAUACCUUUGGGAACAACGGAAAAAUUUUGAAAAACAACUCAACUCUUCAGUGCUUCGCGAAGACAUUAAUCGAUUUGAUACCAUUUGAGGAUCCUUUCUACCUUAAAAUUCACAUCAUUAAAAAACCCACACGAGCAGGUGAUCUGUAUCAAGAAUAUAAAGAAUGUGCUCAUGCUCGAUUGAAUGACAUAAAUGAACCAAUACCUAAAACUGGCGUUAUCCUUGUCCAGCCCGGAGUGAAGAAUAAGACAAGCGAAAAAGCAAAACUUCUUUUAGAAAAUGCCCUAGAAUAUUUUAAAACAUCUGGAAAGAUAAGUGAUCAAGUUAUGCAAGCAAGCGUAUUUUCAGCACCCUUUUAUGCUAAUGAAUUUGUUACCGCACUCUUAGAACCUGGAGCCUUGUCGGAGAAAAAACUAAGAGGCGAAUUUAUUCAAAAGCUUCAUAAAGCAGGAAAACUUGAGGCACACUUUGUCGAAAAAUAUGAAAGAGCUUGUGAAGAAAAGGAAAAGAAUAAGAUUAUAGAUAUUGUGAAAAGUGAAGGCGAUGUUUUAAAUGAGAAGUUAAAUAAAAUUGAAAGUCAACUUGUGGAAUCAUCAAGACUGGGUAUAGAAGAAAUGACAACUUCUUUCCGACUCUAUGUCCAAUAUUUAAAAUUAUUAAUUGAAAAUAAGGAAGAGAAACGUCAUUUCCUUCUGUUUGAAAGAUUUGUCGAAUGUAUCUCUAAAUUGGAAACUGAUCCGUAUGACAUGAUUUGCAAUCUCUUUAUGGCCAAAACUGUCUAUAAAGCUACUGUAAAAGCUUUUAUGAAUUGGAUAAUAAAGAUUAUCAGCAAAAGUGAAAGCGAUUAUGACUCAUCUAUAAGAAAGACUAUUGGGAUAUUUGUAAAUAUUAUUCUCUCUCAACCAGAAAUCUCAAGCGAAGAAUUUUAUAACGCCUUUCUAAACCCUAUUACAUCCAUUGACCGCUGUUUCUUUCUUCUUGACAUCUUAAAUAGUUGCUUUCAAAUAUCUAUAGAUAACGUUGGAAAUUUACCGUUAUUAUUUUAUUGGUUUUGUCUAAGACUUAAAAGAAGUCAUCAGAAUCUCUUAUCAAAAUAUAAAACUGUCCGGAAAUCCAUAAAACUACAAAUGGACGUUCAACAAUGGAUAGAUUUUGAAUUUUUAAUAGAUAAAGAAAUAUUAACAGAUGAAGAUGUUUCGUUAUUUCUCAAUUUAAUUCUUCCAUCUUAUGGAAGUAUUGAUAAAGUAUUUGAAAAAGUUUUUCGUGCAGUAGUCUGUAAAAAAAGAAGACCGAAACAACAUAUUAUAGUUAUGCUACAAAAUAUCUUUUUAAGACUUCAAAUGGAUAAAUUAAAAGAUUUAGGAACGACUAAUUUGCCUUUUUUUAUUGAUUUUUUUGAUAAAACUUUAAAAAAUGUACACUCAGCAACUGUUACUGAAGAAGAGAUUUUUAUCAUUAUUUUGGACUUGUUACUGAAAAUUCUUUCACCCGAAUGGUUCAACAAUUCAAGAAUAAAAGGUGUUCAAAUCCGGGUAACAUCAGGAGAACUAUUGAAAAGCUUUUUUCAAAAAGUUAUUCGAUAUAAAUCAUCUUAUGGCUUGGAACUUGAUUUAAUCAAUUUUAUUAUUAAAUCGCCAGAUUCAUUGGCAUUAAUAGAGAGUAGCAAAAUUUUGAAAUUUUCCAUACUGGCCAGAGGAUUGUUUCAUUAUAUAAACAUUGAACAUUGGUUACACGAAGGGUGGUGUUCAACAGCAAUAUCUUAUUUUGAAGGGCAGUAUUUAUCAUCACCUCUAUGGAUACGUCUGUUUUUCUUGGAAUAUGCAAAACUAACCAUCGAUGGAGAACUUAACAACAAGAUAAAUGAUAGUAAAAUCAAAAUGGGAGUUGAUUGCAUUGAACAUACUUUUACAAAUGAUGCAUUUGUUGAUAUAAUACAACAAUUGGCCGAAAAUAAGAAAUAUGACAAUUGGUCAUUUGAGAGAAAAGUAUCUAAUUCUGAUAUUUACAUAAGUAAAUUAGUUAAAAAAUGUCAGAAUGAGAAAUAUGGUCGUUUUUACAUCGCUAAAGAAGAUAUAUCAGCAGGAGAUUUAAUCUUACAAGAAAAACCUUAUACCUCUAUUAUUGUCAAUCAACCAGAUUCGACAAAAUAUGGAGUUUGUUCUGAAUGCUUUAUACUUUGUCAGCAAACUUUUAAAUGUCCAAAAUGUGAUUUAAUUAUAUUUUGCUCGGAUGAAUGUUUAAGAGAAGGUUUAGCAAAAUAUCAUGGCUAUGAAUGUAAAUUUUACAAGCUACUUUCUAUGUGUGGAAUUGCUCAUUUAGCCAUUAGAACUCUUUUCUCCACUGAUUUUAAAUCAUUACUAAUAGAUGAUAAUCUCGAUAAACCUGCAUUGGCUAAAUACAAACAAAUUUAUGAAUUAGAACCAUCAAUGAGCUUUGAUCCUGUUGAUUCUCUUCAAUUUGCAGUUAUGGCAGAUUUAAUGACGAAUGUAGCUUUAAAAUCAAAUUGGUGUGAUGAAAAUUUUCAAAUCACGAAAAAUCACGAAAACAAAAUAUGUGGCCUUCUGUUUCGCCAUAUUUUACAGUUGAUUAAUAAUGGACAGACUGUUAGUAUAAAACAAACGUACAAUUUUGCAGUUGAAAGCGUAAAUGUUGGGAGUGCUAUUCUACCAAAUUUUGCAAUGUUUAAUCAUUCUUGCCUACCAAAUGUUAUGCAUAAUUACGAAAACGGAAAAAUAGUUGUUAGAGCUAGUACAGAUAUCAAAGCAGGUUCACAAAUUUUCAAUUGUUAUGGAGCUCAAGCGGGUCUUAUGAGCUAUCAACAGAGGAAAAAUAUUUUAUCCCAAUAUGGAUUCCAAUGCGAUUGCGAAGCAUGUUGUAAUAGAAUUGAUAUGGAUAAAAAUGCGUUUGGAAAUUAUACAUGCGAAUUCAAAACUGCCCAUUUGACGGACAGCCAAGAACUUUUGGCAUCUUUUGUAAUACAAUUUCUAUUUGUUGGAUCAAAACUUCUUUCACCUCAGCAUAAUCUGCUUGAAGAAUCACGACGAAAGAUAUAUAGUUCACCCUUAAUGACAGCUGGAGACCUAAAAUAUUUUGGUAUUCAUUUAGCUAUACAAAGUUGCGAGAGGAACGAACAAUUUUUUGGUAGACGUUCUCUAGAAUUAGCAAAUAAUUAUUUGUCAUGUUCAACAUUAGCAGCAAUGUUUAAAGACGAAGAAAUGAAUAAGAAAUUUGGAGAAAGAGCCUUAGAUAUCUUUAAGACUUUUUACGGAGAAAAAAGCGUCCAUUAUUUUACAGCAUUGAAAGCCUUAACAUUGGGUAGUCUAAUGAAGAGAUUGUAA